CCCUCUUGCCCCCAUAUAAAAUGUUCUUGUUGCGCCACUGGAAUCCUUUAUAUAAGAAUGUCUCAAUCGGAAACUUCAAGAAAUGUUGCUCGAUUUGAUUAAAUUCAAAGCUGAAGAACAAUAUCAAAUGUUUCAAAUAAUAAAGAAAUAGCCCUAAAAAAUGCUGUAAAUACAGUUUUAACAGAAUCAUUUGAAUUCAGAUUUUCUUUUUAUGAUUUUUAAAUGGGAAUGCGAUUACUUAAUUGAGUUUUUAGUGCAUGUAAUGUUUUCUAAUUUAGUUUGAAAUGAUCUCAGACAGCAGCUGAGAUCCCACCCCACUCUCACUGUGAGCUUGUGUAAUCGCAGCUGGCUGGGCUCUCCUCAAAGCGGGAGGGAGCAUGUGGAGCUUUACCAGACUCUGCCUCAAAAUGCCGGGAUCCACGGCCACGUUCCCCGCGUGUUCAAAGGUCGUGACUGAGGACAGUGAGGAAACACUUUCUAGGUUUCUUUGGAUUACACCUGAGGAUGUUCUGAUCUCACUUUUGGAGGGAGAAUACGCGUUGGAUGCGUGAAAUUCGGUCUCUGCCUGUGCGUAAAAGGGAGUCAGUGACGCGCAGCGCCAAUUUCACCAGAGGCAGGGGGACGAAGUUUUUCCACUGAUGAGCUCCUUUUGGAGAGGGGCUCUCACAGUGGAGGGAUCCUCCAGGUGGACUGCCCGAAGACCCCCCACGAAUCCUCCAAGAGUUUGCGUCCGCGGUUAGACCUCUUGCGCAUCCGUGACGCGGCGAGUGCGACCCGAUUCCAUGGACCGAGCGAUGUUUUUAUGCAACGCCAGUGCCAUAAAGGACUGGAGCUACUUCCUGUCGCAGAUUCUGCCCCUGAUGAACAAGAGCACGGCUUUGGUGAGCAUGGAGAAAGCGGAGAGCGUGACCACCACGGUGGUGACGUCUCUGCAGCCGGACGGUGCCAUGAGCGCCAGCAACGCGCCCCUCAACUCCAACCACACGUCAGGCAUGGAGCACAUCUUCCAGUACUCUUACUCUGAGAGCGACCUGCUCUUCACGGACUACCGGACGCCCGCGCGGGACUCCAUGCCGCUGCCCAAAGCGCUGCUGUACCUGCUCAUGGCGGCGCUGAUGGUGGUGGCGGUGGCGUACGCCAUCGUGGGACAUCUCCUCAAAGAUGUGGUCAAUGACUUUGUGGGUGGAGGCAGGUCGGCGGUUGCUGAGGGUGACGGUGAUGAAACCAGUGGGCCAGACUGGGUACUUGGUUCCCAUCAAGCUGCUCACCCCAAAGAGUCUGCCAUCAGCUGCAUUACCACCAACAUCAAUGAGGGAUCGGACCGGGCCGAGAGGCUGCGGCCGGUGGAAAUGAGCUACAUCUCCCUGAAUCACACCAACACCCAAACAUCCGGACGACCGGAGGAGAUCGUGGUCACGAUAGACGAGACGCUCGAGCAGCGCCCCCCAGACACUCACUCUGGAACGUAAUGAAACAUGCAGAUAUUCCAGAGAAAAUCA
This is a messenger RNA of Oryzias melastigma (Indian medaka), 1499 nucleotides long. RefSeq lists its product as uncharacterized. NCBI's taxonomy places the organism in Eukaryota, Metazoa, Chordata, Actinopteri, Beloniformes, Adrianichthyidae. The transcript is spliced from 3 exons. The record is from RefSeq and is a predicted model, not a curated record. The coding region runs from base 783 to 1469 and encodes 228 amino acids.